UGCCGCCGCCGCCGCCACACACUCGCACUCGCUGGCUCACUCACUCACACGCACGCAGUCCGUAGCGUCCGCCAGACUCUCUCGGUUAUUAUUUUGUUUGAUUUUCCGUUUUUAAAAACACUAUUUAUAUUUUAUUAUUAUAAUAUAUUAUAAUAUGUAAUGUGAUUAAUAAAACAACACCAAUAACGUCGACAACAAUAAUAUUGUAAAACUGCUCAGUUUUGUCGGGUUUUUGCCGUUUUUGUACGUCGUCGUCAUCGUCGUUUCCGCCGCGGUAAUCGUGUGUUGUGUUUCGGUUGAAGUAUAAAAAUACUAUAUCGUGAUAAUUAUAUUUUUUUGUAUACAAAUUAUACGAUUAUCGCGUAUUCCUGUUACGAAUAAUAACGCUACGUUAUUAUACACGCGUUUUUUGAUAUUUUUACAUAAUAUAAAUAUUAUUAUAAUUAUUUUUGCGUUCUGUUCGCACAACUAUAACCGUCGCGAUUCCGUUACAAAUCGCAUCGCGUUAUUAUAUCAUCUAUAAUAUCGUUUCGUAACGUGUAACGUCGCUGUGUUCUCCGACAAGAUGGCCCAUGGCGCUCCGGACGAACCCGUCGGCAAGGUGGAAGAGAAGCGACCCAAGGCGCCAGUUGGAUCCAGGCGCAUAUUUCCUCCGCAGUUCAAGUUGCAGGUGUUGGAUUCAUAUCGACAAGACUCCGAUUGCCAGGGGAAUCAGCGAGCCACGGCUCGCAAGUACGGUAUUCAUCGCCGUCAGAUCCAGAAAUGGCUGCAGACAGAGACCAGCUUGCGGUUGGCUGUGCAACAAGCUUCAGGCGCUCCCAAACCUCAAAAAAUUACUGCUAAUGCUGUAACGACAGUUGCUGUUGCUGCAGCUAUUGCGGACACUACGUCUGGUUCAGAUAGUGAUGUAAAUGUGGAAGACUUAUCUGACACCGAAGACUCUGCUCUGGAUUUAUCCACCACUUGCUUAGAUCUGACCAAGCGCAAACGCGAAGAAGAAGAUCUCGAUCCAUGCAAGAGACGACCUUUGGUUCCAGUCACGUCUACUGAGCGACCCUUAUAUGUCAGCCCCAUCAGAUAUCCUUACAUCGAUUAUCCCCUAUUCUAUUGUUGGCCACCAUGUUGUUACAGGCCGCCGUGCUAUGUAGAGCGACCUGUACCCCAAAGACUGACUUGUUCAUUGGAUUUGAAAGUGUGCGCUUAUGAGCCAAAAGAACCUUCUCUUUUGGAUAUAUCGUACCCUCAACAUUGGAACAAACAGCAGGACUACAGGUUUCCAAGUUCGGUAUGAAAUACCAAUGUGUUCACAUGGAUUACGCUUGUUAUUUUUGCACUGUAAGUAUGAAAUAAAUAUGAAGAACUUUUCGGAUGAUCUUUGCAACUGUUUGAAUUGAAUUGAAAGAAAAGAUAAUUGAAGUGUUAUUUAAUAUUAGUACCAUUUUAUUAAAAUUUUAGUUUAAUAUCAAUAUCUUUAAUACCUACAAUUGUAUAGGGAAUUUAAAUUAUAUAAAUUGUUGAAAAAGAACAAAAUAUAUUUAUGUUUAUUUAUAUUAUGAAUAUGAAUCUAUUUUUUCUAUUCAAUUUAAUAUGACAAAUGCAUAUAAAAAAUGACAUUAAAAUAUUGUACAGAAUCACUCUGUAUUGUAGUAUGUUCUUUAAAAUGUUAAGGCUAUGACAUUAUACCAUAUCAAUUAAGAAUGUAUUGUUUGAAGUUUAGAACACUUAAGAUAUGUAUUUAACUACUUAAAUAGUAUAGGAUUGGAGCAAAAACUUAUUUAUUAACCAUAUAAAAUUUUGCAAUAAACCAUUUUCAAAAGACUUGAUACUAUAAAUUAUUUUAAAUUGUAAAAAAUUCAUUCAUUUAAAUUUUAUUUUUUUUUUUUAAUAUAUAUUAAAACAUUAUAUAAUUAUUCUAAAAAAUGAUAUUUAUAUAUACAUAUAUAUAUAUAAACAAAUAUAAAUAUAAUAACAUGUUAAGAUUUAUUUGUUAGAGUUCCUAUAUUAAGGCUAGAUGUAUCAAAUAAAGCUUUUGAAUUCAUUUGAAAUGGCUCAAUGGAGCAAUUAAAACAUGUGCCAAAAAAUUAAGUUCAAAAAAAUUGCUCAAAAUUUGUUUGUCUUCCGUAAACUAAAUUAUUAUUUUUUUUUUUUUUGGUGCUGUCAGGUUUUUCUGUAUUAUGUGCCUUAUAAUAAUUUAUCAUGAUAUGUUGUCAAUAAAAAAUAAUAUAUGAAGUCUCCUAAGGACCGACUUCUUGCUCAAUUGAAUCUUUACUAAUGUUUAUAUAUUAUGAAUAAGAUUAUAUACUAUAUGAAUACUAUAAUUUAUUUUGUAAAUGUUAAUUUGUAGAUGUAUUACAUUAUGUGUAUAUUUUUAUAAAAAGAAGACAAUGUUUUGUAAAGUUACAUUUAUUUUAAUGAAAUUUAAUCAUAUAUAUGAAUUGUUAUUGUUUUAAACGUAUUAUUGAAAUUUCAAAAAAGUUAGGUUAUGCUAAACUUAUUACAUACAUAUUUUCUGUUUGCAUAUGUAAAAAAAAAUUAAAUAUUAUUUGAUAUUGAAUGUAAUUUAUAUGCUUAUUUUGUUAUUAAAUAUUUUAUGAAAUACCUAUAUUAUUAUAAAAUAAAAAAUGAUUUAAGCCUUUUUA
Molecule: messenger RNA, 2639 nt
Organism: Aphis gossypii (cotton aphid)
Lineage: Eukaryota; Metazoa; Arthropoda; Insecta; Hemiptera; Aphididae
Exons: 2
Coding region: 566-1291 (241 amino acids)
Source: RefSeq, a predicted model, not a curated record